Messenger RNA from Megalobrama amblycephala (Wuchang bream), 2860 nucleotides. RefSeq names its product serine/threonine-protein kinase pim-1-like. The coding region runs from base 747 to 2072 and encodes 441 amino acids. Gene Ontology annotation, biological process: regulation of mitotic cell cycle; protein autophosphorylation; negative regulation of apoptotic process. Gene Ontology annotation, molecular function: ATP binding; protein serine/threonine kinase activity. Gene Ontology annotation, cellular component: cytoplasm. Lineage: Eukaryota; Metazoa; Chordata; Actinopteri; Cypriniformes; Xenocyprididae. The transcript is spliced from 10 exons. The record is from RefSeq and is a predicted model, not a curated record.
AACAGUGUUUUGAUCUACUAAAUAUGAAAAUAUUAACUGGAAAAGAGUAUGGUAAUAACAAAUACACUUUUUUUUUAUUAAUAAUAAAAUUUGAGAAGUGCCCUAUAAAAUUGUACACAGAAUUUACCCUGUCAAGGAGUUGCUUGAACAUUUCCAUUUGAAUAUUGAAAACUGAUGCGAAUUUUGUGGCAAUGCCAAAGAAUCAGUGACUCAUCUUUUUUUAAUUGUAUAUAUUAAAAAAAAAAUGUGUUGGUUGGAUGUAAUUUAUUAAUUUAAUUUAUUAGAUCGUGUAUACAAAUAGAUCUGUAUGAUGUGGUCUUUAUUUAUUUAUUUUUUAUUCCAAAUGCACCAUGUGCUUCUUUAUACAACUUUUUAUUUUACUUGGAAAAUAUCACAUUCAUAGUUAGCACUUAAUAUUUCUGUAUAUGGCCAAAUCAUUCACAAAAUCAUACAUUAAGGAAUGUUUACGCUCAGGCUCGAAGCGUCUAAGCCAAUAAGAUUUGCUGAAUUAUCAACCAAUGAAAUUGUGCCCCGCCCCUUCGUCCAGACCGCUUGGAAUCGUGAAUCGUGGAACGCGUUAUUGUGACGUCACAGUGCGCGCAGCCGCUUCAUAAAUCGAGUCAGUCGAAACUCUUUGUCGGAGUUUAAAGCUGCUCUUUGGUCUCUUGCGAUCGAUCUGUAGUACUGAGUGUUACAAGUCUACCGCUAGAACCAACAGGCAAAUACAGUGUUCACAGCUCGUUGAGAUGGAGCAUCUGGCGACUGUUACAUUGGACACUAUGUUUGCCAACUUUCCACUGGAGCUGGAAAGCUGCAGCAGCUUGGACUCGUUCGAGGACGCUCAAGUUGAGCCGCUGAGUGGCGCUGUGAAGCCGGCUGACAGAAAGGCCUGCAGUAGCAGCUGCCAACGGCUCCCGACAGAGGCGCCUCGACCACCGGCUGUCCCUACAGUCGCCUGGGAGGACGAUUCAACAGAAAAGCACACACAAGGGAGGAAGUCUAAGAAAGAAUCCAUCCAAACCCAGGAAGAAACCCAAGUGUGUGCUUUUGUGCCUGAGGAUCCAUCGCAGGAGCUUCCACACACAUCCGGCGUGGAUCCGACAGGCACAGAUCCGCGGGAGUCUGAGCCAACAGACAAAAAGGGCACAAAAUGGAGGAAAUUCCUUGCUGGCCUCCGGAGAGCGUGGAAGUCGAUAAAAGGAUCCUUCCAAACCCAGGAAGAAACCCAAGUGUGUGCUUUUGUGCCUGAGGAUCCAUCGCAGGAGCUUCCACACACAUCCGGCGUGGAUCCGACAGGCACAGAUCCGCAGGAGUCUGAGCCAACAGACCGAUCCUUUGAAUCUCUUUAUGAUGUGGUAAAGAAACUGAAGUCGAGACGUGGUGUCAGUUAUCAUCUAGGAUUUCGAAACUCCGAUGACAAACGAGUAUUGAUCAAAUUUAUUAAGAAGAACCGGCCUGAGAAACUAGUGGAAUUGCCUGGGUAUUCCAACCCUUUAAGUCAAGAGGCAGCUGCAAUGUUGAUGGUGCAAAAGCCUCCAACUAGCGAGCAUCUCGUACAACUAUAUGAUCACUUUGUCAUGGAAGAUCAAGACAUCUUGAUUAUGGAGUAUCCACGUUCCUACAUCAGCCUGUUUGAUUAUGUCCAACGAAACAGCAGUAACCUGACCGAAACCGAGGUGAAACUCAUCAUUCAGGGGCUCAUUGUUGCUCUUCAUCACUGCAUGAGUCGUGGUGUUUAUCGUCGCACGCAUAUGAAAAACAUCCUUGUCCACACAAAUACCCUGCAUGUAAAGCUGAUGGACUUUGGAGGCGCACUGCUCGUCGAAGAAAGACGAGAUGAUGAACCUCUAUUAAUCAGUGCAAUCAGAAAAUAUGCUGAAUGGGCAACAACUGAGGACUUACGCAUACUGCUGGAUCUGAUGGUCCCGAGAAUAACUCGUUGCUUUUGGAUGAGACCACGCGUGUCCAAAGAAUGCCUGGAUCUUCUUGAGCACCUUCAUGAUGUAAAGUCACGGAUGACGUUACAGGCUAUGUUGAAGCAUGACUGGUUUAAAAGAAAAACUGAAGCAUAAGAAAAGUUCCCCUGCAUUGGCAGCUCAGGGCCUAUAGUUCAGCUGUAUGGGUCAUCAGCCGGGGACGGUUCACGCUUUAACCCUGGAGCGUGGAUAAGACCACGUGUGUCCAAAGGUGAGACCAACAACAGGUUCCCCUGCAUUGGCAGCUCAGGGCCUAUAGCUCAGCUGCGGGGUCAUCAGACUGGGACCCCGGGGACGGUUUACGGCUUUAACCCCGGGACGUUCCCCUUCCACCCCUGCAUGAUGACACUCAUGGCAACUGUCCUCUACUUGUGAACUGUUUGUGUGCCACCAACCCUCUCAGAACAUUAUCGCGUCCCACUGAUAGCAGUGCGAGCCCCACCUUGCAGCCUGACAGGAUGUGCUGGAGGCUUACAUUUGGACUCCGUUCUUCCAGGCCAGGCCACCAUGUUUCAGACAAGCGUCGUGGCAAGCCCAGCCAUUUUCCUGAAUUACUGUGGACAGUGGAUUUCACACAACUUCAGUGUCACACAGUUUAACGCCACACCUUGUACUUGCCUGGAAGCUGGCUUUAAUCAAUCCUUCCUUAGUGAAAAAAUAGCACAAUUUAUUCAAAUGUAAUUUAGUGUAACUAAAUGUAUUUGUGGCACACUGUAAAUUGUUAUACUUAAAGUCUGUUCAAGUGGAUCAACUCAUUUUGUACUAAAUGCAUUUUAGUUGUCCAAAAGCAGUGCUGAAGUUCAGGUUGUAUUAAUUGUAAACUUGAAGUGUGCUAAUGGCAUCAUUAUUGUGUGAUUCUAAUACAAUAAAGUGAUCUUUAAAAA